Messenger RNA from Suillus paluster, 816 nucleotides. Its product is annotated as GTP-binding protein. The record is from RefSeq and is a predicted model, not a curated record. The coding region runs from base 1 to 816 and encodes 271 amino acids. Lineage: Eukaryota; Fungi; Basidiomycota; Agaricomycetes; Boletales; Suillaceae. The transcript is spliced from 5 exons.
AUGGCACCCAAAAUCGACCCUCAGAACCUCAGAGAGACAUUUGGGCGCUUCCGAGUUCUGAUCGUAGGAAGAGCGAACGCAGGCAAAACUACCAUUCUUCAGAAGGUCUGCAACACCACGGACAAGCCAGAGAUUUACGAUGCCAAAGGACGCAAGAUUGGUGUGUGCACUAUCUGCCCUAUGAGCAUGCAUGCGCUGAUGGAUGCUCAGCGUGGAAAUCACGAGAUCACAAACGAGAUGGUGUUCAAAAGCAAUCCUGGUUUUGUCUUUCACGACUCGUGCGGUUUCGAAGCGGGCUCUGAAAAAGAAUUCGAGGAGAUGAAGAAAUUUAUCUCAGAACGCGCAAAUGCGACGAAAUUGGAGGAGCGACUGCAUGCUAUUUGGUAUUGUUUUCCAAUGGACGACCAUUCUCGAACAUUCCAACGGUCGGAGGAGAAGUUUUUCUCCGAGUGCAAUACUGGGAAUGUUCCCAUAAUCGCAGUAUUUACCAAAUGUGAUGCUCUCCAUCCAGUGGCAUUGGGAGAACUGGAGAAUGAAUUCAUUGGGCUAUCAGACGAAGAGUACCUGAAGAGGAUUCCCAAGUGUGUCAAAGAAUUGAUCAACAAGACACGGGUCUGUGUUGAGUUACGUCGCCUUAAUAACCUUGCCCGCCCUAAGGCAGAAGUAUACUUGGAGAAUAUGGACGAGCCAAAUACAAACUGUGAUACUUUGGUAGAACGCACUGCUUUUGCAUUGGAUGACGAAGAAUUACAGUUGUGCCUCGUGUCAACACAACAGUCAAACCUGGAACUUUGUAUCAAGUGUGCUGUUGGGUGA